Micromonas commoda is the source of this 640-nucleotide messenger RNA. RefSeq lists its product with no specific name. The record is from RefSeq and is a predicted model, not a curated record. The transcript has 2 exons. NCBI's taxonomy places the organism in Eukaryota, Viridiplantae, Chlorophyta, Mamiellophyceae, Mamiellales, Mamiellaceae. Bases 146 to 532 code for a protein of 128 amino acids.
CGUCGCAAGCGUCGACAGGCACAGACGGCAAGGACAGCUUCCGCGAGGAGUCUCCCGACUUCCCGCGCCCCCUCGUGUCGUCCCCCUAACCCCGCGAAAAGCACCCGCGCGCCCCCGCGAACGCACCGUCCGUCGCGAGAUAACGAUGUCAGCAGCCGUGCGAAACCUCGCGAGCCUCGCGGCCCCCGCGCGCGCGACGACCGCGCCCCGCCGCGCCCCUCGCGUCGUGGCAUCCGCCGCCCCCGCGGAGAAGAACGACGUCGCCCCGCGCAGGGCUUUCCUUUUCGGCGCCCUCGCGGCAAUUCCCGCGUCCACCGCGGCAAUCCCCGCGUACGCCGCCUCCCUCGAGGAGAAGGAGAAGGAGAAGGAGGCGCGGAAGGCUGCGCUCAGAGCCGCCGCGGCGCAAUCCGCGCAGACAGGCCGCGGCGCUGCGGCGUUUGCGGAUAGCGAGUACCAGCUGUCGGAAGAGUCCAAGACGCCCAACUUUCACACCAGGCAGGAGGAGGGUCUUCGGUCCUCGGGGGGUGCGUGAGACGUGGGUGAGUGACGCGCGACGGGGGAUGGCGCCGGGAUAUAUAUAGCGAGAAGAGUAAGACACGCUCGCGUGAGCGCUUGUAUGUGGUAUCCAUGAUGAAUUUUU